Gambusia affinis (western mosquitofish) is the source of this 1890-nucleotide messenger RNA. RefSeq names its product glycolipid transfer protein a (gene gltpa). The transcript is spliced from 6 exons. Lineage: Eukaryota; Metazoa; Chordata; Actinopteri; Cyprinodontiformes; Poeciliidae. Bases 895 to 1524 code for a protein of 209 amino acids. The record is from RefSeq and is a predicted model, not a curated record. Gene Ontology annotation, molecular function: ceramide 1-phosphate binding; ceramide 1-phosphate transfer activity. Gene Ontology annotation, biological process: intermembrane lipid transfer; ceramide transport. Gene Ontology annotation, cellular component: cytoplasm; membrane; cytosol.
CUCCUUUCACAUUUUGCAGACUGAACCUCUUUUGCUUUCUUCAACAGUCUUUUUCAUUACAAAUGGCUUCUCCUCAAUACAACACUCCUACUACCAUGCUGCAUAGUCACUGCCACUGAUGUUCUAUAACAAACAUUUGAAGUGCUUUACAGGACAUCAUUAUCUUAAGUUUACCUUACAUACUGGUGCACACUAAUUAACAAUUAAAUCAUUUUUUAAUGGGUUGUGCUGCAAUGCGUUUUAUUUACGGGUAUCAGAAAAGAAGGUAGCUGAAUGCAAAUGCAAAUCUCACUUAGAUUUUUAAAAACAUGUAUUGGUUUUCUUCCACUUUACAAUAUAGUGCAACUUUGUGUUGACCUUUAACAUUGACAGUGAAAAACUGCAUGGAUAUUUGAGACUGUCAGUCACUUUCAUGGUGCCUUUCAAAGUCUUUUAAAAUAUUUUUGGACAGCACUGUAGAUCAUUUUAAGCCACCCCUACUGAAACUGAUAGACACAAGGAUUUUUGUUUUACAGCUAGAGUGAAGCUGUCUUGCGCUAUUGGUUGUUAUUAGUCUGCAACUAAUUAACAUAAAUGGAUUCGACUUGAUUCAGGUCCUUCAACAACCCUUGAAAACUGUUGAAAAAAAUUCCUAAAACUUUCCAAGGAACACCUACUUCUUUAAGGAAACAUGCAAAGUAAUGAGAGAUGUUUCAACACUUAAACACAUAAUUGUACAUGAAGAAAGGUUUCUUUGCAUUGGAUGUGUGUCUCAGUUGCCCAGAUCUCUUAGUUACCAGCUGAUCACAUGAGCAGGCCAGCAGCUGGAUGUCCCUCAAUGACCUGGACUCAUUUGGAGAGUUUGGCAGCCUACUGCUUUCAUUUCACAGCUAACAGUGCAUCCACACCUAAGAAAUGGCUCUGCUGAUGGAGCACCAGUUCAGACAGCUGCCAGCUGACAGACAGGUGGAAACCAGACCGUUUCUGGAUGCCGUGUCGUAUCUUCCAACUUUCUUUGACUGCCUUGGCCCAACCAUUUUUGCACCAAUAAAAUCUGAUAUAUACAGCAACCUCACAAAAAUCAAGGCAGUUUAUGAUACCAACCCUGGACGCUACAAGACGCUUCAGAUGCUUCUAGAGGCUGAGAAGGAAAUGCAUGGAGGUGAAUGGCCUAAAGUUGGAGCAACGCUCGAGCUUAUGUGGCUCAAAAGGGUCCUCAAAUUUGUCCAAGUGUUCCUGCAGAGCCUGGUGGACGGGGAAAAGGACAGCAGCAACCCCAACCUCAUCCGAGUCAAUGUCACCAAAGCUUAUGAAAUAGCCCUGAAAAGGUACCAUGGGUGGUUUGUUCAGCAGCUCUACAAGGCAGCUCUUUACGCCACUCCCUACAAGUCAGAUUUCCUGAAGGCGCUCUCCAAAGGUCGGGAGGUGAAGGAGGAAGAAUGCUUGGAAAAAAUCAGGAAGUUUCUCAUCAACUUCACUUCCACUGUGGAAGCUGUUUAUGACAUGUUUAGUAGAAUGAACGCUGAUCUCGACUACAAGGUGUGACGAUGGGAGUCUUCAUUGGGCAGCUUCAUCAUGGCUUCCUUUCACUGUCACAGGAGAAAUCCAUUUUCAAUCUGCUAUUGUUUUUAAAUAAAAAAAAAACGUAUCAUUUUCUGUUUUGCCUUACCAGUUCCCUUUCUGUAUUUUUGUGGGAACUUGAGAAAAGGAUCCACCCACCGUAGUGUCCUACAAUAAAAAAAAAAACAACAACUCACAAAUUCAUCAAAUCUACUUCAUGAAGUUCUGUGCUGUUUGUUUUUGUCUUCUGGUGGAUUUCUUUGACUGUUUACAUUUUUUAAAGAAAUGUCUAAUAUUGAUCAUCCAUUUUUGUCCUAAGUAGACAGCCUGUCUCAUUAAAGUGGCCCUGUU